Messenger RNA from Vidua macroura (Pin-tailed whydah), 2151 nucleotides. Its product is annotated as mucin-5AC-like. The record is from RefSeq and is a predicted model, not a curated record. Lineage: Eukaryota; Metazoa; Chordata; Aves; Passeriformes; Viduidae. The transcript has 6 exons. Bases 1 to 1284 code for a protein of 427 amino acids.
AUGGUGAUGGCCACCAAGAACACCUCAGCAGCCACCAAGAAAGCCUUGGUAGGAGCGGUGACCACCAAGAAGGCCUCAUUGGUGGCUGUGACCACCAAGAACACUUCAGUGGCCACCCAGAAUCCCGCAGUGGUGGCAGUCACCAAGAAUGCCAUGGUAGUGGCCACCACCAAGAAUGCUGCAGUGGUGGCCACUACCAACACCUCUGUGGCCACCAAAAAGGCAUUGGAAACCACCAAGAACACCUCAGUGGUGGCCAUGGCCACCAAGAACACUUCGGCAGCCAUCAAGAAUGCCUUGGUGGUGGUGGCAACUACCAAGGAGGCCUCGGCAGCCACCAAGAACACCUCAGUGGUAGUCAAGACCACCAAGAACAUAUUGGCAACCACCAAGAACACCUCAGUGGUGGCCAUGGCCCCCAAGAACACCUCAGCAGCCACCAAGAAUGCCAUGGUGGUGGUGGCAACUACCAAGGAGGCCUCGGCAGCCACCAAGAACACCUCAGUGGUGGUGGUCACCAACAAAGCCACGGUGCUGGCCAUCACCACCAAUGCCUCUCUGGUGGCCACCAACACCUCCAUUAAGGGAGCAGAGGAGACAACGCAAACCUGCCAGAGCUUUCAGUGCUCCGGAGAGAGGUGUUACCAGGAUGGAGCCCAUGCCAACAGAACAACCACCUGCCAAAAUGAGACUCAUUGCGAGCUUUAUCGUUUCUCCAGCAUGAACUACACGGCCAGGUGCAGCAGCGGGUGCAGCGUGGAGCCAUGCAGCACCAACGGCAGCAGGCAGCAGUGUGCCCUGGAGUGCUGUGCUGGCCCUCUCUGCCUGCAGCUCAACGCCAGUGCGUACGGUGACCUGCCACCCACCACCACCACCGCCGUGCCGCUGACAACCACCACCACCACCCCUCGGCCUCCCCCCCAGAACGGCAAAGUGUGUGCAGCAUUUUCCUGUCUCGGGGACCAGUGUUUCAAAGGCAGGAAGACCAUCACUAGAUGCAUUUUAGGACAGGACUUCUGUGAGAUGAAGAAGAUGGGCUUGAAUUACAUGGCGGGAUGUAGCGAAGCCUGCAAGGCUGCUAAACCAGUCUGUGCUGGUGGGAUGAAGGCUGCCUGUUACCAGGAGUGCUGCCCAGCCACCCCAAAGGGCAGCUGUCUGAAACUGGACGGCAAAGUUCACAUCAAUAGCGCUGGGCAGGCGACACUGGCCCCACUCUUGAAGGUCAUAGCAUGUGGGGUGGUCCUGCUCCUCAAUUACAGGGUCUCCACUUCCCUCUGGGGGUAGGCAGCAGCCAGGUGGCUCUGCAGCCUCUCCUGUAGGAGCAGUAGGACCCCGCUGCUCUCUGACCUCAGCCAAGGUUGCUAGCAAACGCCCUCUGUGCUGUCCCUGUCCCAUCAACGAGGUGUCUGGGGCCCUCUGCAUCUGCUCAUGGGUAACUGCACACCCUUGGGGGUCACUUUGCUUGCCCUGCAUAGGACCCUGCUGUUGAUCCUAACCCCCCCCCCCUUAAGCUGCACUCUGAAUCCUGCACCUUCCCCGGAUGGGUGAGUCCUGGCAAUUCAGUAAAGUUUAAGUACUUGAAAAAAAGAUUCUUCCUUUUCCCAGAGGAAAAGCACUUAAUCUGUGUGCUUAUAAAACUACAUCAAGGGAUUCUACCCUACCCUGCCCAAAUCCUGCAGGUCUGAGAGACCUGAAAGCGAAUUGUGGAUACUGGGAGUGGUGGAGUGUGUGCCUCUGCUGCUGGAAUGGGUUCCCUCAAGGACAAGAGGGUAUUAGCCCUCCUUAAAACCCAAAAAAUUCUGCAUUGACUGAGGCACAGGGGCUGCUCUAAUCAAUGAUCUGCUUGUGGCACAGUGUCCCUGCACCUCCUCUGACCUGUUAGCUCCAAAGUGCUCUGACAGUGAAAUGCUUCUUGCCCGUGUAGGUAAAAUAGUAACUUUAUGUUUCCUCUCCCAGCCUUAGGCAGGGAAGUGGGAUUAAUCUAAAAGCGUCUCAUGUUUUAGAUGAUUCUGUUUCACAUCUGUGGUUCUCUACUGCUGAAGGCAGAGCCCAGAGGUGAGCACAUAGAGCAUGGGUGGAGCUGGUCAGGCAGAAUUACCUGGGAUCAGUGUGUUGCCACUCAUGCACAGUGCUGUUCCCUGCCACCACUGU